This is a messenger RNA of Cannabis sativa, 2221 nucleotides long. Its product is annotated as MACPF domain-containing protein NSL1. Gene Ontology annotation, biological process: plant-type hypersensitive response; regulation of salicylic acid mediated signaling pathway. Lineage: Eukaryota; Viridiplantae; Streptophyta; Magnoliopsida; Rosales; Cannabaceae. The transcript has 7 exons. Gene Ontology annotation, cellular component: plasma membrane. The record is from RefSeq and is a predicted model, not a curated record. The coding region runs from base 282 to 2096 and encodes 604 amino acids.
UUUUAACAUUUAUGAAUAAAUACAAAAGAAAAGCAAAACCGGCACUAGUCUUCUUCUUGGGGUUGGGUAGGUUGAGUGAGUCAGUCUCAGUCUCAGUCACACAUUUGAAUAUUUAAAGCUUAAAGCUUUUUCAUGGAAGGAGACGACCAGACCAUUUCAAAUCCAAUGGGUCUUCGCUAUCAUUAUUUAUUACAUUAUUUCAAAUCCAAUGGCUCUUCACUUUCACUUUCACUUUCACUUUCACUUUCAGUAAGAACAACAACAACAAGAAGAAGAAUAAUAUGGCCUUUACUCCACAAUCAGCUGCCGAGAAAGCUGUUUCCGUUAUAGGCUCCGGCUACGAUAUCUCUACCGAUAUCAAAUUCUCUUCUUGUAAAUUGGGUCCUUCCGGCUCCAGAUUGAUCGACCUCGACCUAACCCACACAAGAGACCUCCUUGUUCCUUCUGGGAUUCUUCUUCCCCAUGUUCCCACCUCCAUCAGCUGUGAUAAAGGGGAACGCACCAGAUUUUGUUCCCAUGUUCUUUCUUUUAAUCAGAUGUCAGAGCAAAUGAAUAAGGAGUUGUCUUUACCUGGAAAAAUUCCUUGUGGGAUGUUUAAUGCUGCAUUUGGCUUCAGGGGAUGCUGGGAAAAGGAUGCAGCCUCCGCAAAGAGUCUUGCUUUCGAUGGUUGGUUCUACUCUCUUUACAAUAUUGAGCUAGCAAGGUCCAACAUUGCACUAUCGAAACAAAUCAAACAAGAAGUACCCAGUUCUUGGGACCCUGCCGCCCUUGCUGAGUUCAUUGAAAAGUACGGUACUCAUGUUGUUGUUGGGGUAAAGAUGGGAGGCAAGGAUGUAGUUCAUGUAAAACAACUACAAAACUCACAACUUCAGACCAAUGAAGUGCAGAAAUUGUUGAAAGAAUUAGCCGAUGAAAGGUUUUCUGAAAAUGUGGAUAAACAGCCGGCUAAUGAACUAUCCGGAAAAAUUAAGGAAGAGUGGUCGAUGCCGUUGGAUUUUCACAACUCAUUUGCUGCCUCAUUUAGGCCACCUGCCAUCACAUCAAUAAAAGAUGACAUAAUGAGCAUAAGUAUUCGAAAGGGAGGCAUUGACGUCGGUCAAGAUCAUAAAACAUGGCUUUCAACUGUAUCACAAUCACCUAAUGUAAUAUCAAUGACUUUUGUGCCAAUAACUUCACUCCUAGGUGGCGUUCCGGGAAAUGGAUUUCUAAGCCACGCAGUUAAUCUAUAUCUUAGAUAUAAGCCACCAAUAGAGGAACUGCAUCAAUUCUUGGAAUUUCAGUUACCGCGUCAAUGGGCACCUGUGUAUGGCGAUUUGCCUCUCACUCUUAGGCACAGAAAACUUGCAUCCCCAUCUCUUCAAUUCACUUUUAUGGGCCCCAAGCUUUAUGUUAACACUAUGAAGGUUGAUUCAAGAAGACGACCAGUCACAGGACUCCGGUUAUACUUAGAAGGUAAGAAAAGUGACCAUCUAGCAAUCCACCUCCAGCAUCUCUGUACACUUCCCGAUAACCUCCAUAUCUCAGACGAUCAUGGUUACGAGUCCACCAAUGAACCUGUGGAGCGAGGAUACUAUGAACCUGUUAAGUGGAGCAUUUUCUCACAUGUUUGCACUGCCCCGAUACAAUGUAAUGGCGCCUGUAUUGACGAGUCUGCUUCAAUUGUUACAAAAGCUUGGUUUGCAGUUAAAGUUGUUGGAAUGAAGAAAGUCUUGUUCCUGAGGCUUGGAUUUUCAACAGUGGCAUCGGCCAAAAUUCGUCGAUCAGAAUGGGAAGGGUCUUCAAACUCAUCCAGAAGAUCAGGAUUUCUCUCACAGCUGAUUAGCACAAGAUUCAGUUCUGCAUUAAAUACACCCGAGAAGCCGGUGAGAGUGGACUUAAGUUUAGCUGUGUAUCCUGAUGGUCCUCCUAAACCUGCUAAGGCACCCAAAAUGGCAAACUUUGUAGAUACUAAGGAAAUGGUGAGAGGUCCAAAUGACCCACCUGGAUAUUGGGUUAUCACUGGAGCAAAGCUGUGUGUUGAGGGUGGUAGGAUUUCAAUCAAAGUAAAGUACUCAUUAUUGACCAUACUAUCAGAGGACUCAAUGUUGUUUAUGUAAAACAAAACCAAAUUCUAUUGUUCCUGUAAAUUUUAUGGUGUACAUUUACAUUAUUUAAAUUCAUUUACAGAUAUAUAAAUUGGCUCAAGAAGACUUGUAACUUUGAAAUCUAGUUUUUUUUUUUU